Messenger RNA from Carica papaya (papaya), 2319 nucleotides. It is a transcript of the gene DFL2, whose product is annotated as Auxin-responsive GH3 family protein. NCBI's taxonomy places the organism in Eukaryota, Viridiplantae, Streptophyta, Magnoliopsida, Brassicales, Caricaceae. Gene Ontology annotation, molecular function: acid-amino acid ligase activity. Gene Ontology annotation, cellular component: cytoplasm. The record is from RefSeq and is a predicted model, not a curated record.
UUAUAUAUAUAUAUUUAUAUGCUGGUGGCUUGUGGUGAUGAUCUGUUUGGCACAUUCUUCUUCGUAUAUCUUUUCAAACAAGAAUCUAUCUCUCUCUCUCUCUUUCCAUAUCCUGUGGUGUAUAAACCAUCGUACCAUUCCACCGUGAAGCUUCUGCAACAUUAGAAGGUUUAUUCAGCUUUUCAAUUUUCCCAACAACACACUGCAAAAACUUACUGUAUAAUUACCCAUAAUAUAUAUAGACACAUAUAUGUGAAAAAACUGUAAAAGUCAACAUCUUGGUGGUGUAUUAAUAUAUAUAUAUAUAUAUAUUGUUUAUAGCAAGCCACAGAGAAGCUUCUUCAAUGGAGUUAGGAAGAGGCGUUAGCAAUGGAAACCAUGGGGACGGCGACAUUAUCAGGUGGUUCGAGGAGGUGACGGAGAACGCCGGCGAGGUUCAACGGGAAACACUUGGCCGGAUUCUCAAAGAGAAUUACGGAGUUGAGUAUCUGAAGAAAUGGAUUGGAGAAGAAGAAGAAGAAGAGAUGGUGAAGAGAAUACAAGAGAUGGAUAUAAAUGCAUUGGAAUCUCUUUAUACAUCUUUGGUUCCUCUUGCCUCCCAUGGCGAUUUAGAGCCAUUUAUUCAAAGAAUUGCAGAUGGGGACACCUCUCCUCUCCUCACUUCACAACCCAUACAAAAUCUCUCCCUCAGCUCCGGCACCACUGAGGGAAGACAGAAGUACGUACCGUUUACUCGGCAUAGUUCACAAACUACUCUUCAGGUUUUCAAGUUAGCAGCUGCCUAUAGAUCAAGGGCAUAUCCAAUAAGGGAAGGAGGAAGGAUUCUGGAGUUCAUAUACAGCAGCAAACAAUUCAAAACAAAAGGAGGAUUAACCUCUGGAACAGCCACAACUCAUUACUACUCGAGCGAAGAAUUCAAGAUCAAACAAGAACAAACCAAAGCCUUCACUUGCAGUCCAGAAGCCGUCAUCUCCGGCGGAGAUUACAAGCAAUCCACCUACUGCCACCUCUUGCUCGGCCUCUACUUUUCCCAUCAAGUCGAGUUCAUAACCUCCACUUUCGCCUACAGCAUCGUCCAAGCCUUCUCCACUUUCGAAGAUCUAUGGAGAGAAAUUUGCAGUGAUUUGAAAACCGGAAGUCUCAGCUCAAGAAUCACCAUUCUUAAAAUGAGAAAAGCUGUUUUAGAGAUUAUCAAGCCAAACCCACGUUUAGCUAUGGAGAUUGAAGAGAAGUUGGAGAUGGGAAAUGGUGAUUGGUUUGGUUUGAUUCCAAAACUUUGGCCAAACGUUAAGUACGUUUACUCAAUCAUGACAGGAUCAAUGCAACCCUACGCGAAAAAGUUAAGGUAUUAUGCAGGGAAGAUACCUUUGGUUGGUGCUGAUUAUGGGUCAACAGAGAGUUGGAUUGGAGUCAACGUUGAUCCUUGUUUGCCUCCCGAGAAAGUUACUUUUGCCGUCAUACCAACUUUUUCUUAUUUUGAGUUCAUACCACUUUAUAGGCCGGAAAAGGAAGACUAUUUUAAUGACAGUUCGCCGGCAGCCAUUGAUGACUUUGUAGAAGGUGAACCUGUUCCACUCUCGCAAGUCAAAGUUGGUCAACAGUAUGAAAUUGUCCUCACAACUUUUACUGGGCUAUAUAGAUAUAAAUUGGGAGAUGUAGUGGAAGUGGCUGGAUUCCACAACAAGACACCAAAAUUGAACUACAUAUGCAGGAGAAAGCUAAUAUUAACCGUGAACAUUGACAAGAACACAGAGAAAGAUCUUCAACUAGUGGUGGAAAGAGGGUGUCAGCUAUUAUCGAGCCAGACCCGAGCCGAGCUCGUAGAUUUCACGAGCCAUGCCGACGUGGUGAACCAACCGGGACAUUACAUAAUCUAUUGGGAGAUCAAAGGAGAAGUGGAAGAAAGGGUUUUAGGUGAAUGUUGUUGUGAAAUGGAUGCUUCUUUUGUGGAUCAUGGCUAUGUGGUUUCAAGAAGAAGCAACUCAAUUGGCCCUCUUGAACUUUGCAUUGUGGAAACAGGAACUUUUAAGAAGAUUUUGGAUUAUUUUAUAGGGAAUGGAGCAGCUCUGAGCCAGUUCAAGACUCCUAGAUGUACAACCAAUAAGGUUCUACUUACAAUUCUUAAUCUUUGCACCAUUAAAAGAUUCCGAAGCACUGCCUACGGCUGAUUAUGACCUGGGAAUCGCGAAUAACUCUACCAUGUUUUACAGACUUAUAUUAUUAGAGGUAGGAGUACGGGUCUAUUUUUGAAUAGUCAUUUUCUUUUUUUUUGUAAUAUAAGUAUUAUAUUAGUUAAAGAACAAGUAGUUAUUUAUGAGA